Messenger RNA from Cydia pomonella (codling moth), 2651 nucleotides. RefSeq names its product poly(A) RNA polymerase gld-2 homolog A-like. The record is from RefSeq and is a predicted model, not a curated record. The coding region runs from base 473 to 1861 and encodes 462 amino acids. The transcript is spliced from 10 exons. Gene Ontology annotation, cellular component: cytosol. Lineage: Eukaryota; Metazoa; Arthropoda; Insecta; Lepidoptera; Tortricidae. Gene Ontology annotation, molecular function: poly(A) RNA polymerase activity.
GAGCUUCUUACGAACUGGCCUAAAAUGGAACAUGCGAAUUUGAAGUUAAAAAAAAAAGUAAUCACGUGUACUCUUUAUUGACUUCCGCCAGAUGUCGCUGUUGUUGCUUCCUUAAAUCAUGGCGGAUUUUUUCACAAAUUUACAGAUUUUAGCCUGAUUCGUGGGUAGAUUUUAUUACCUAUCUUAACCGGAGUCGAAAUAAUAAUAGCUCAUCCUAUUUGUAAGUGAAGCAUAGCGAUACGGGCGUCUAACCUGAUUCUGACAUUGGCCAACAUUCGCCAUCGACUCCGUGAAGACGUCUGACGGAUCUUCUCGAAUUUCGGUGGUUCAGUAAAUAGAUAGAAUUAUUCAAUUUCAGCGUCGCAUCGUACGUUAAUUAAUUUACAACGGUUAUUAUGACGCAAUAGGCGUACGAAUAGUUCGGACGCCAUCACAUUAUUUUUACGCUCGAAAUACAGAAAAAAGAGCAGUGAUGAGUGAAGGCGCGCCUAUGCUGUACCAUGGAGGCGGUGGAUUCGGAGGGCCGCGCCAGGGCUUCGCGUCAGGAGGGCCUCUGGAACGAGCGUGCCACUUCCCCGCGCUGGAGCUGCCGCCGGGUCCGGCCACACCGCAUCACUCUGAGCGCCCUGCUAAGGACAACACUGCCUUCGGUUACGAGUCAGAUGACUCCAGUUUGUCCAGCAAUGCUUCAGGAUCAAAUAAAAGUGGUGAGAAAGGGGAAAGCGCUUCCAGUGCCUCAGAGCCCAACACAUCGCCGCAAGGCUAUGCGGUGCGCGAGUGGCGCGGGCGCGCCCGCCGCGAGCCGCACCGCCCGCGCCGCAUCGCGCCCGAGCGCUACCUCAACGCCUCCUACCCCUUCCAAGUCAAGUUCACGCCCGACGACUUGCUUAAUGGAUCCAAGUGGGACAACCUGUCACAGGAGAUCUGGGACAAAUUUGUCAAGUCACAGCAGACAGAGGAGACAUUCCGCAAGAAAAUGAACCUCUGGAGAUACCUCUACGUCACAAUAAAGUCAAUAUUCCCGCGCUACGGGCUGUACGUAGUGGGCUCCACGAUGUCUGGCUUCGCGUUGGACUCGUCGGACAUGGACCUGUGCCUGUACGUGCGCGCGCUGGGCGACACCGAGCCGCGGGCGCACGCGCUGCUCCACCUCAACUACAUACUCGCCUACAUCAAGAGCUUCGAUCGCGAUGCUGAGCUAAUCCAAGCAAAGGUGCCGAUCCUAAAGUUCCGCGACGCGCGAGCUGGACUGCAAGUGGACCUGAACUGCAAUAAUGUCGUCGGUAUCAGGAACACCAGUCUACUCUACUGCUACUCCCGUCUGGAUUGGCGUGUACGGCCGCUGGUGGCGGUGACCAAACUCUGGGCACAAGCACAUGAUAUCAAUGACGCGAGGCAUUGCACGCUCUCAUCAUAUUCGCUCACGCUCAUGGUCAUACAUUUCCUGCAGUGCGGCACGUCGCCGCCGGUGCUGCCGUGCGUGUGCGUGCGCGGCCCCUGGGAGGUGCGCGCGGCGCGCCACAACCGCGCCUCACUCGCCGAGCUCUUCCUGCAGCUGCUGCGGUACUACGCCACCUUCCCGUACGACAAGAUGGCGGUGUCGGUGCGCGCGGGGCGCUGCGUGCCGGUGGCGGCGUGCCGCGCCGCGCGCAGCCACAAGAACGAGCCGCACCAGUGGAAGCUGCUGUGUGUCGAAGAGCCGUUCGACUUGACGAACACAGCGCGCUCGGUGUACGACCCGGAGACGUUUCUGCGCAUCGUGGAGACGUUCCGCAGCAGUGCGGCGCGCCUGGCCGCGUCGCCGCGCCUGGCCGCCGCCUGGCCGCCGCACGCGCCCGCGCCCUACCAGCCCGAGCGAUGAUGCCCGCGUCGGCCCCGCCGCACAGAGUGUGUGAGUACAGUACAUCGUGGACACGUUCCGCAGCAGUGCGGCGCGCCUGGCCGCGUCGCCGCGCCUGGCCGCCGCCUGGCCGCCGCACGCGCCCGCGCCCUACCAGCCCGAGCGAUGAUGCCCGCGUCGGCCCCGCCGCACAGAGUGUGUGAGUACAGUACAUCGUGGACACGUUCCGCAGCAGUGCGGCGCGCCUGGCCGCGUCGCCGCGCCUGGCCGCCGCCUGGCCGCCGCACGCGCCCGCGCCCUACCAGCCCGAGCGAUGAUGCCCGCGUCGGCCCCGCCGCACAGAGUGUGUGAGUACAGUACAUCGUGGACACGUUCCGCAGCAGUGCGGCGCGCCUGGCCGCGUCGCCGCGCCUGGCCGCCGCCUGGCCGCCGCACGCGCCCGCGCCCUACCAGCCCGAGCGAUGAUGCCCGCGUCGGCCCCGCCGCACAGAGUGUGUGAGUACAGUACAUCGUGGACACGUUCCGCAGCAGUGCGGCGCGCCUGGCCGCGUCGCCGCGCCUGGCCGCCGCCUGGCCGCCGCACGCGCCCGCGCCCUACCAGCCCGAGCGAUGAUGCCCGCGUCGGCCCCGCCGCACAGAGUGUGUGAGUACAGUACAUCGUGGACACGUUCCGCAGCAGUGCGGCGCGCCUGGCCGCGUCGCCGCGCCUGGCCGCCGCCUGGCCGCCGCACGCGCCCGCGCCCUACCAGCCCGAGCGAUGAUGCCCGCGUCGGCCCCGCCGCACAGAGUGUGUGAGUACAGUACAUCGUGG